GAUGAACUGGAGUCCUUGCGCUCUUCCGCCAUGGCGUUUCGCUGCGCGCUUUUAGCCCUCCAGAGCCAAAGAGCCCCCAGACAACAGACGUUCCUGCGCAACGUAUAGCAGUAACUCCCAGCUCGGUCUUGCGCCGUAGUUUACAGUAUUUAAUUUUAUGUAAUAUAUAUUAUUUAUUCUAGUAUCUUGUUACCUCAUCUUCCGUUUACAUAUCUUGAAAGCCGUGCAGUUAUUCUCACAUUCAUUGCAAACCUCUCACUCCGAGAAUGGAACCGACCGUGGCCACGCUGACCACCAGCUCCGUCGCUGCUUCUGGUGCGAUGGGGAACUACCUAUGGAUGCUCAUCCUGGGCUUCAUCAUUGCCUUUGUCCUGGCCUUCUCCGUGGGAGCCAAUGAUGUAGCGAAUUCUUUCGGCACUGCCGUGGGCUCCGGGGUGGUGACCCUGAAGCAGGCUUGUAUCCUGGCUAGCAUCUUUGAAACCGUGGGCUCCGUCUUGUUGGGGGCCAAAGUGAGCGAGACGAUCCGGAAGGGCUUGAUUGACGUGGGGAUGUACAACAAGACCCAGCCGCAGCUGAUGGCCGGCUCGGUCAGUGCCAUGUUCGGUUCUGCGGUGUGGCAACUAGUAGCUUCGUUUUUGAAGCUUCCUAUUUCUGGUACCCAUUGUAUAGUCGGUGCGACCAUUGGUUUCUCACUUGUGGCAAAGGGACAAGAGGGUGUCAGGUGGUCUGAACUGAUAAAAAUCGUGAUGUCUUGGUUUAUUUCUCCGCUGCUUUCUGGUAUUAUGUCUGGAAUCUUAUUCUUUCUUGUCCGAGCUUUCAUCCUGCGUAAGGCAGAUCCAGUUCCUAAUGGUUUAAGAGCUUUGCCAGUUUUCUAUGCCUGCACAAUUGGAAUAAACCUCUUUUCCAUCAUGUAUACUGGAGCACCUUUGCUGGGCUUUGACAAACUUCCUCUGUGGGUUACCAUCCUCAUCUCGGUGGGAUGUGCAGUUUUCUGUGCCCUUUUCGUCUGGUUCUUUGUAUGUCCCAGGAUGAAGAGAAAAAUUGAACGAGAAAUAAAGUGCAGUCCUUCGGAAAGCCCCUUGAUGGAGAAAAAGAACAGCUUGAAAGAAGACACUGAAGAGACCAAGUUGUCUCUGGGGGAUAUUGAAAGUAGGAGUCCUGUUUCUGAUGUAGAAUCUGCUCCUGUGCCCCUUCGGGCUGUGGUGGAGGAAAGGACAGUCUCUUUCAAACUUGGAGACUUGGAGGAAGCUCCCGAGCGAGAGAGGCUUCCAAGUGUGGAUCUGAAAGAGGAAACCAACAUAGACAGUGCCAUAAAUGGUGCAGUGCAGUUGCCUAAUGGGAAUCUUGUUCAGUUCAGUCAAACAGUCAGUAACCAAAUCAACUCCAGUGGCCACUAUCAGUAUCACACCGUGCAUAAAGAUUCUGGCUUGUACAAAGAGCUGCUCCAUAAGUUACAUCUUGCUAAGGUGGGAGACUGCAUGGGAGACUCUGGAGACAAACCCUUGAGACGAAAUAAUAGCUAUACUUCCUAUACUAUGGCAAUUUGUGGCAUGCCUCUGGACUCAUUCCGUGUAAAAGAAGGUGAACUAAAAGGUGAAGAAAUGGAGAAGUUGACAUGGCCUAAUGCAGACGCCAAGAAGCGAAUUCGAAUGGAUAGCUACACCAGUUACUGCAAUGCUGUGUCUGAUAUUCACUCUCCAUCUGAGGCAGACGUUGACAAGGGAGAGAUGGGCUUGGGUGACGGAAAAGGAAGUAGUGGCUCCCUAGAAGAAGAAUGGUAUGAUCAGGAUAAACCGGAAGUGUCUCUCCUCUUCCAGUUCCUGCAGAUCCUUACAGCCUGCUUUGGGUCAUUUGCUCAUGGUGGCAAUGAUGUCAGCAAUGCCAUUGGUCCUCUAGUUGCUUUGUAUCUGGUUUAUACCAAGGAAGAUGUUUAUUCAAAAGCAGCAACACCAGUAUGGCUUCUACUCUAUGGUGGUGUUGGAAUCUGCAUUGGCCUGUGGGUCUGGGGAAGGAGAGUUAUUCAGACCAUGGGGAAAGAUCUGACACCAAUCACCCCCUCUAGUGGCUUCAGUAUUGAACUGGCAUCUGCUCUCACUGUAGUAAUUGCAUCAAACAUUGGCCUUCCCAUCAGCACAACGCAUUGUAAAGUGGGCUCCGUUGUGUCCGUUGGCUGGCUCCGCUCUAAGAAGGCUGUGGACUGGCGACUCUUCCGCAACAUUUUUGUGGCCUGGUUUGUGACAGUCCCCAUAUCUGGUGUGAUCAGUGCUGCUAUCAUGGCAGUCUUCAAAUAUGUCAUCAGGGUGUAAAGCUUUGCGAUUGAUUUGUGUCAGAGUUUGGCACCACUUUACACAUUCCUCCUUCCUUGAAGAAUGACUACAGUGUUACAGAAGACUGACAAGGAGUCUUUAAAGUUUGGGAGCCGUGGGAGGGAAGUGUUACUUCUGCUGUAAUUGCUUUUGUGCUAAAUAUGACUUGUCUCAAAAUCAGCUAUAUAAAACAGCCAGGUUCCAACUGGUUCAUACUGAAGUCUCAUUUCCUUCUGGCUGUGAAUUCCUGUACAUAUUUCUACUUUUGUAUAAGGCUUCAAUUCCAUUAUCUUUAA
Elephantulus edwardii (Cape elephant shrew) is the source of this 2602-nucleotide messenger RNA. Its product is annotated as sodium-dependent phosphate transporter 1-like. Gene Ontology annotation, molecular function: phosphate transmembrane transporter activity. The coding region runs from base 267 to 2306 and encodes 679 amino acids. The record is from RefSeq and is a predicted model, not a curated record. The transcript has 10 exons. Gene Ontology annotation, biological process: phosphate ion transmembrane transport. Lineage: Eukaryota; Metazoa; Chordata; Mammalia; Macroscelidea; Macroscelididae. Gene Ontology annotation, cellular component: membrane.